CCUGUUUUCUUCCUUUCUUUGCCAAGAUGGCGGUCCAUGAUGUGAUGGAAGUCGGCUAACCUGUGUGUUGAUGGCAUUCUCUGCAAAUUCGGUGGUUAGACAGCAAUUUCGAGGAAAGAGUCUGGUGUAUAACUAGUUAAAGGUUCCUGCAGCGGGCUUCCUAUCAGAAGAAGCCAUGUCACGUCACAGAAACAUCCGAUCUAUGAACGUCCACGAUGAAUAUGAAGGGUAUGAUGAUGUGUAUGGUCACUCGGUAGAGGACGAUUAUGGGGUUUCUCCAGCAACAGAGGCCCAGUUCAUGUACCGGAGGAGUGAAGCCCCUCGCCUCUCUUCCUUCAUUGAGGAGUCAAAGAAAGAGUCUAUAGAAGAGGAGGAAGAGUAUGACUACGAUGAUCAUGAAGACCAUGAUCACUCCCUGUCUGACUCGCAAACCUUCCAAUGGCCUCGCCUCAGUGAUCAGAACGAAGCACGGUUACGAUCAUGUCUGGAAGAGAUCCAAAACGUGAUUGGUGACAGCGUACCUCAGCAUGUUCUAGUGGACACAGUCAUGAGGUGUGACUAUGACCUGGAGAAGGCACUGGAUGCUGUGCUGUCCAUACAGGACAAACCGAAGGAAGCCAGACCAAUGCCCACAGCUGCUGCACCUCCUAGGACACAAGAACACACAUCUGUUGACUUGGCUAGCCCUUCUGGGUUGUUAAGACUGGGACACACAACUGUUGUAGAAGUCCCAACCUCAAAAUCACUGUGCAGUACAGCAAUGCCACCUAGUGAUAUACCUCCAUUACGGCAGUCCACUUUGUCAAAUCUCUUUCCUCCUACAUCCAAACUUCCUACUAUGGGAGACAAUCUUUUAAAGAACAAAAAUACAGGCAGUAGUCCACUAAUGAGCUUAUCACAGCUUGCUGGUGUACAUCUGGGCAGUGCUGAGACUGCAAAAAACAUGUCACCAGUGGAGUCAUCAGGUGUUGGCCAUUCUCUUGGCAAGCUUAAUCUGAAUGUUUCUUCUUCCAAACCUCUAUCACACAAGAUAGGAAGUAAAAAUGUUAGUGUAGAUACAGUUGGACAUAGUCAAGAAAGUAACAGUUCUACAAUGAGCUUGUCAGAACUUGCCAACCUACAUCUAAGUGGUGAUGAGAAAAUGAGUACUUCUCCAUUCGGGUCCACUACAGGAACUCUUGGUGGGAAAAUUAUUCUUACUCAGGGAGGAAGCAUAGAAAGUAGUGACAUUCCCUCUUUGGGGGCUCAGAGUAGUCUCGGUCAAGUGCACCAAACAUCUGCAAAGACAAUGACUGACACAAACACCAUAAGUAGUCUAAGUUCACUGUCAUCUUUCGCAGUGAGUGACAAAGACACUGCCUCCGAUGACAGAAGCUUGAAAAUAGCUGCACAUGGCACAUCAGGUUUUUCUACCACAGACAGAAGCCAACAUGGGAUUUCAGUUGGUAAGACAGAGUCCUCAGGAGUUCUCUCAAGUUCACCAGGCCUUCUUUCAACCCCGUUGUCACAGCUAAGUAGCAGCCCCCUAGGAUUGGGUGUGGGGUUAUUGUCAAGGAGCACCUGUGGGUCUCAGAGCAAUUCCUUACCAACAGGAGCUAGCCCACCACAUCCUGUUUCAAAUAUUUCCCACUUAAGUGGCAGCCCUCAGAGCACUUUGUCCAGUUUGUCUGGUGUCAGUCAACUGUCGGGUUCAAACCAAGCAAGAAACUCAUCAUUGUUUGGGAUGGGACAAAAUGCAGGUCCUGUGAAACUUGGUGGUGGGUUGUCUUCAUCUCAAGCACAAAGUGGUUUGCCGUUGACAAUGCUGGGCAGUACUAGUAGUGGUAAGCUAGGUACAGUGAGUCUGUCCGACUAUCAACUGUUAGGUCAGGGCUUCAGUGGCGGUAGUUUGGAUGAUCUUGGUCCUUUGGGAUCACAGACUAGUAAGACAAAUGUUGUAGAUAAGAAAACCACCAGCAGUAAUGAAGGGAUUGGAAGCCUCAACAAGUCUGGGCUUGGGAGUAGAAAAGAUACCAGCAUUGAAGGUAACAGGAAAGGGUCAGCUGCUUUGCAGCUCCCCCUGUCAUCCCUGUGCAGUACUGCAGGUGAUCCUUCAUUGACAAGUGGUCUAUUAGGCUCAACAGGUGGCAUGCACAUUGACCUCAGCGCAGCUCUUAGAAAGGAUGAACCAAGGCCUUUACAUCUCUCUAGUAAGACUCAGGCUAAAACAAGCAGUAAAAUUUUACCUGCUGCACAACAUAUGUCCAAAAAAGUUCAGGAGUUUGAAGACAGACCACUCAGUCCAUCUUUUUGGGAACAAAACAUUUUUCUUCCAAAAGAAGCCAUUUCUCGACCCUCUCCAUUCGCACAGGCACUCUGUUGUAAGGAAUGUCGUUACAUACGGGCAGGAAACCACCCCAGGUUUACCUAUCAUCAUCAACGUAAAGGUCAGAGGUCAGUUUCACCAGUACAGGUUGCCCAGAUUGUUCCCUUUGACUUUUCCACGCCCUCCCCAGAUGACGUGGUGAAGAAAAAACAGAAGGCAGCUUUCACACGGCCAAAUGGCGUGGGAUAAAAAGCCAUGGUAUAGGUUGACCACAAGUAAAUUUCAAGUGGGUUAAGUUUUAGAAAAUGGACUUAAUGCAGUACUCUGGUUUAAAAGAAAUUGGGUUAUCAGGAAAAUCAAUGCACAGGAGUGUUCAAUGUGUAAAUCAACUCUUUCCAACAGGAAGCAGUGCAGAUUUGGGUGUAAAAGUUGUCCCACCAGAGGUGUUUUUUUUAUGCCUGUUGAGGAACAAGAGAAUUGUUGAGAUUUUAAAGUUGUAAAUCUGCAUACCACCGGUUUCUAAUAUUGAUAGUUAUACAUCUGUCUCCAAUGAUGUUGAUAACAUUGGGGUGUUACAGUUUUCAUACAAUAUGUUACGAUGUGACAACUACAUUUGCUGUAAAUACUAGUACUAGAAGGUGUGUGUUUUCUAUAUCCAGUUGUGGACCACCUAUUUCUGGAGUUGUGUACAUAUUGUAAGUUAGAGUCUGUAAAGCAAAACUCUUGGUAAAGUCGAGUGCUGUCACCCUCAAUUUUUCUGUUGAAGGCAAGCUGUAUUUGCUUUCUUGUUGCCCACCAUAUCUUGUAAAGUGUCAGUAAAACGAUAAUGAUUUUCAACUUGAAGUUGAAUGAACACCAGAUGUAGAGGAGCAGUGAUGCUUGAAAAAACAUGCAACUACAUUUAGUAGUAAUGUUAAUGUAUACAUUUCAUCAACUUAUACUAACAUGAUUAAGUCUCCAUCUUGAAUCAAUAGUGAAAAAGAUCACAAAGUGUAUUGAAAUUCUUUGUUUUCUAGAAUAAUUGACUAAAUAACACUUUUGCACUGAUUGAAAAGAUUCUCAAGAUCUAUGUCUGAAAACAAGAGUAAGUUAGAAGAUCUAUGACCAAACUCAUUGGCAGCUCUACCAUUAUUAUUGUAUUUUGGCAGUUCAUAUUGUUUGAAGAAUUACUGAAAUUUCCAUAUUUUCAUGUCAUGGAGUAAAAUACAUUUUGAAUACACAUUGGAUCAUCUAAAGAGGGAAAAUCUGCCUUAUAAAUUUUACUGGGACCAUUACUGGAAUAUAUUUUGUGGAACAGGUAUACAUGUAGAUUUUUUUAUACAGAAAAUAUUUUACAACACAAAGAAACUUAACACAAUUCUACUAAUCUAAAUAAAUGAUGACAAAGUAUCUGAUUCUGACAGUCCUGGUUGGAAUGGUCAAUUUAGACUUUUGGCUGCCUUUUAUAUAUUAGACAGCAUGGUACACAUUGUACUACAGUGUAGGUCGAUAUGGCAUUCAGUGUCAUGUGUUACUCUAAGUACUGUAACCACUUAGAAAAUAAAAGAUGCAGAUGCAUGAAGCCCUCCACUGCCACCUGAAAUGUACUGGAACACGAAACGUUUAUGUGGCAAUAUGUGCAAAUAUAUAAGAUAUAAUGGUUGUUGCCAGUCAGUCCUUAAAUGACAUGAGGAAAGUAAAUUUGAAAGUUUUUGUGUUUACAGUCUGUGUGUUUUUGCUGCAGCUUUCCCAUUAUUUUGUAUGGAUAACAAUUGUUAGCCAGUAUGCAAAUUAAACAGGUCAUAACAGUCUGCACAUCCUUUGGACUUAUUUGUUUUCAGUACACAACCUGUAAGUUUUCUUGUUUGAGAGUGCAAUGUUCUGUGGUCCAUGCAGUUGAAAGAACUGACAGUUUUCCUGCAGUUUCUACAUUAAUUUGUAUUUGUGUGUUUUUAUGAAUUCUGUAUUAUACAAGGACUUAAUAAAGUAUUGAUGAGUUUCUACAUGUUGAA
This is a messenger RNA of Branchiostoma floridae (Florida lancelet), 4296 nucleotides long. RefSeq names its product HBS1-like protein. The transcript has 6 exons. The coding region runs from base 176 to 2554 and encodes 792 amino acids. NCBI's taxonomy places the organism in Eukaryota, Metazoa, Chordata, Leptocardii, Amphioxiformes, Branchiostomatidae. Gene Ontology annotation, biological process: translation. The record is from RefSeq and is a predicted model, not a curated record. Gene Ontology annotation, molecular function: GTP binding; GTPase activity.